Caenorhabditis briggsae is the source of this 525-nucleotide messenger RNA. RefSeq names its product Protein CBR-HER-1 (gene Cbr-her-1). Bases 1 to 525 code for a protein of 174 amino acids. NCBI's taxonomy places the organism in Eukaryota, Metazoa, Nematoda, Chromadorea, Rhabditida, Rhabditidae. The record is from RefSeq and is a predicted model, not a curated record. The transcript is spliced from 4 exons.
AUGAAUAGAAUCAUCACUCUUCUCACCAUUUUUGGACUUAUCGGAUGGCUGGAAGCCAGCUUCUCAAACUCACAAAUCAAAGAAGCUGCGCAAAAAUGCUGCACCCCAAAUCGUUACGAAUGUUGUAUGGAUAUGAUCAAAUUUGGAACUCCAAUAAAAUGUGGAUACGAAAGAGAUCUCAAAAUCCCAGCGCUUGUCUACAAUUGCAUGCAACAGGAACUAUUUGCACAGGAGCCAGAGAAAAGAAUGAAUCUAGAUGAUUCUGUGUGCUGCACCGUCUUUGGUCAGGAUCUCAACGAUCCUAAUCGGCGAUGUGAGUCAAUCUGCAAGACCACCAUGCAGUCACCAUCGUUGGACGCAGCCACAAAACUCCAGAAGAUCAAGGAUUGCACUCUUUCGGAAAACGUCUUGUACCAGUGCUUCACCAAAUGCCAGAUGCUUCGUCGUCAAGACAUCAAAAUAGAAGUUCUACAUUUCAAUGAAUAUUGCAACACGACGUAUCUCCAGAAGCGUCCAAUCCACUGA